AUGUUUGGACGUCCUUUUCUCAGCUAUGACAUUGCCCCUUCUCCCUUCUCUGUUUAUUAUCCUACUAUGGCCUGUCUCCAGCAGCAUCACUCCCAACCACCGGCAUCGGUAAACAAUAACACGAGCGGCCCUUCUAACGGUGAUGUUAUCGCAGUUUUGAAGACCCUGCCAAAAGACCGUCCUUUCGGUGUUGUGGAUGACAAACAGAAGCUCGAGUUUCUGCGUCAGCUAUAUGUGCCUCUUCGCAGACUGUUCAAUACCACUACAACUAGUUCCAAAGCGAACCGCGACCGAGUCAAGAGCAUCAAUCGUCUCGAGGUGCUUCAAACCCUACGUGACCGUUUCCCCCGCUUUGAGGAAAACCCCUUUGAGUUCUGGGAAAGUCCCAUUGAGUCAUUACCACGAUAUAGCGAGCAAGCAGAACGAAAUAGGGCAAAGACUUUCCUGGAAGGUGCAGCUCAGUUAGAUAAUAAUAUCGAUGAGCAACGUAUUCUGCGAAGAUUCGUGGCUGUCUCCGCCUACAAGCUCUUUAGACGAGCGAUUCCGACGUCAGAGUCUCGGGUUGUGACAACAAGCGUGAAGCGAUUUUUGAUUCGUGCGGGUCUUUCUAUUUCAGACAAUGACGUUGACAAAUACGGUGACAUCAUUCGACGAGGGCAAAGACACACCAACUUCUGCCAGGAGCUUGCAGCCGGUGUAUUGGUCCAUAAAAAUAUGGAAGCCGAUGACAUUAGCGAUGGUGGUGUGGUAAACAGGGAAGAAUACAAUGAGAUUUACGGGCCCUUAUUUUUCUCAUCUAUUCCAGAUAGCAUAUGGGACGAUAAAGGUCUCGUUGGAGAAGAUUUCAAUCUGACCAUCAAAUAUCUUCGUGGAAUUGACAUCAUAAAGAAGUCCGAAGAAUCAAACGCAACCUCUAUGGCUAAGUACUUGUUAGAUUUUCAUGCUAAGUUCAUUUGGAUUGCCGAAAUCGACCCAGGGCAAAGUUUGACAGGCAAAAGAAAGCAUGAUACAAAGAUGCACGCAAGAGCUGGCGGAAAGAGAAGUAAGAAACGGAAUCCAAGAUCCUUUUCUGCUGUCGAGACCUGCCACCCAGGGAGUACCAAACGACUUGGUGAAUUUAUUCCAGGCGCGCAGCUUCUCGCGGGAUUGCCAAGUGAGGGAUCGUGUGUGCCCGUUACUAUAGGGUCUGCUUCAAACUCUCUUGCGUGGCAGGCCUCAGGAGCCAGUCAAUCCAGAGCAGGACCAGCGGAGCAAGCGGAGCAUGGAUCUGGGAAUGACACACAGGAAUCAGUCAGCAGUGAAGUUCCGUCCCGGUUCAACACUUUGGUUUCGGCUGCAUGCUCUGCAAACCCCAGCCAAGAGAGGUCAUCUAUGGAUUUCGUCCGUCCGCAGUCACCACAAGUUGAAGAAACAGUUCUUGACCUCACUGCUCUUGAUUUCGUGACCCCGCAGUGUCCUAUAUCGAAUAAUGGGAAUGUCCUUGAUCUAGCGGAUCUCGAUUUUGUUGCUCCCUUGCUUGAUAUGACCGACCUGGAUUUUGUUGAUCCGCAGUCCUCUUUCUUCCCCCACUUUUAUUCUUUUGAACAAAAUGUACCGCUUGCUCAAAAUCAAAAUUAG
Molecule: messenger RNA, 1617 nt
Organism: Penicillium canescens
Lineage: Eukaryota; Fungi; Ascomycota; Eurotiomycetes; Eurotiales; Aspergillaceae
Exons: 2
Coding region: 1-1617 (538 amino acids)
Source: RefSeq, a predicted model, not a curated record